This is a messenger RNA of Chionomys nivalis (European snow vole), 3640 nucleotides long. RefSeq names its product xylulokinase (gene Xylb). Gene Ontology annotation, molecular function: D-xylulokinase activity. The record is from RefSeq and is a predicted model, not a curated record. The coding region runs from base 74 to 1684 and encodes 536 amino acids. Gene Ontology annotation, biological process: xylulose metabolic process; D-xylose metabolic process. Gene Ontology annotation, cellular component: cytosol. The transcript has 19 exons. Lineage: Eukaryota; Metazoa; Chordata; Mammalia; Rodentia; Cricetidae.
GGCGACAGUCUCGCCGCCGCGGGACACAGGAACGGACGGACGCACGGACCCGCCAAGGGAACCCCCCAGGGCCAUGACGGAGCGCGCGGGCCGCCGCUGUUGCCUGGGCUGGGACUUCAGCACGCAGCAGGUUAAAAUUGUUGCUGUUGAUGCAGAGUUGAAUGUCUUCUAUGAGGACAGUGUGCAUUUUGACAGAGACCUUCCUGAAUUUGGAACUCAGGGCGGUGUUCAUGUACACAAGGACAGGCUGACGGUCACCUCUCCAGUCCUGAUGUGGGUCCAGGCUCUGGACCUGAUCCUAGAGAAGAUGAAGGCUUCGGGCUUUGACUUCUCUCAAGUUGUAGCCUUAUCUGGAGCAGGCCAGCAACACGGGAGCGUUUACUGGAAGACUGGAGCCAGCCUGGCGCUGUCGAGCCUGUCACCAGCUCUCCCGUUACACCAGCAGCUGCAGACCUGCUUCUCCAUCAGCGACUGCCCAGUAUGGAUGGACUCCAGUACCACAGCCCAGUGCCGCCAGCUGGAGGCUGCGGUGGGCGGAGCCCGGGCUCUCAGCUGCCUCACAGGGUCUCGGGCCUAUGAGCGCUUUACAGGCAACCAGAUAGCAAAGCUCUUCCAGCAAAACCCCGAGGCCUACUCGCACUCCGAGAGGAUUUCCUUGGUCAGUAGUUUUGCUGCUUCGCUGUUCCUGGGUGGGUACUCGCCCAUCGACUACAGUGAUGGUUCUGGAAUGAAUUUGUUGCAGAUCCAGGAAAAAGUCUGGUCCCAAGCUUGCCUUGGUGCCUGUGCCCCCUGUUUGGAGGAGAAACUCGGCUCACCAGUCCCUUCGUGCUCAGUUGUGGGAGCCAUUUCUUCCUACUAUGUCCAGCGCUAUGGAUUCCCUCCGGCCUGCAAAGUGGUGGCCUUCACUGGGGACAACCCAGCAUCGCUGGCGGGCAUGAGGCUGGAGGAAGGUGACAUUGCGGUCAGCCUGGGCACCAGCGACACCCUAUUUCUCUGGCUCCAAGAGCCCACGCCUGCCCUGGAAGGCCACAUCUUCUGCAACCCUGUGGAUGUACAACACUACAUGGCACUUCUGUGCUUUAAGAAUGGCUCCCUUAUGAGAGAGAGGAUCCGGGAUGAGUCUGCUUCCGGUUCCUGGAACAAGUUCUCUAAAGCCCUGCAGUCCACAGAGAUGGGGAACAAGGGCAACUUGGGUUUCUAUUUCGAUGUAAUGGAGAUCACGCCUGGAAUUAUGGGACGUCAUAGGUUUAACGCAAAAAACAUUGAGGUCUCAGCAUUCCCUGGGGAUGUGGAGAUUCGGGCACUGAUCGAAGGACAGUUCAUGGCCAAAAGAAUCCACGCAGAAGGGCUAGGCUAUCGAGUCAUGCCCCAAACAAAGAUUCUGGCCACAGGGGGAGCAUCUCACAAUAAAGACAUCUUACAGGUGCUCGCAGAUGUUUUUGGAGCCCCCGUGUAUGUCAUAGACACCACCAGUUCAGCCUGUGUGGGCUCUGCAUACCGAGCUUUUCAUGGCCUUGCAGGAGGGACAGGUGUGGCCUUUUCAGAGGUUGUGAAGUCAGCGCCUCAUCCCAGCCUGGCUGCCACCCCCAACCCUGGAGCUUCCCAGGUCUAUGAGGCCCUUCUUCCUCGGUACGCUCAACUUGAACAGAGAAUCUUGUCUCAGGCCCUGGGACCUCUGGAAUGACUGUGUGUCCUCGCAGCCUGCUGCCUCCCACCUACCCAGACUUCCCACUUGUCCUCUUGCCUGUACUGACUCAGUGGCACGCUCUUGUCCUGUCCUGGAUCAUUCCGAAGCUGGCCAGGACUCCCUGGAGACAUGUGGUUGCCCAUGUCCCGGAGUGGGACUCCGCCAUGUCCCGGGUGGGACUGCGCCAUGUCCCGGGUGGGACUGCACCUCUCCUUUCUGUCUUUCAGGAGGCAGGAAAACAGUGUAGGGUGUGGCCAUCAAAGAUGCUCACACACACCCCUUCCGAAAUCAGAAAGAAAGCUCUCUUUCAGGACCAAACUCAGCAGAAUAGGGAACAGCCUUCUUCCUGGAUGGCUACAUCUCCUUGGUCCUCGCCUUUAGCCACCUCAGCCCACACUGGGACCACUCCUUCCAGCCUUCCCUGCAAACCAGAUUCUGGAGCCACCACGUCACCCUCCCAGCUGUCUCCACCCUCCUGUUUCUUUAGGUGCCUCGGGUCACCCGGCUGGGCCAUCGCCCAGGCUAAACACUUUAGGGUUUGCCCUGUUUCGUCGUAAUUCACACAAUGGCAAAAUUGUGUGUUUCUUGGAGAAAUUCUGGAUUUUUUUUUCUUGAGGCAAGGUCUCCUGCAGCCUGGCCACCCUCAAACUUUCUUUGCAGCUGAGGGUGACCUUAAACUUGUGAUCUUUCUGCCACUAUCUGCCAAGUGCUGGGAUUAAAGGCAUGUGCCACCACACCUGGUUUAUGUAGUGCGGGGGAUCCCAUGGCCCCUGCGUGCUGGGCGAACACUCUGCUAGCUGAGCCACACCCCCAGCCUGAAUUUCCUUUUUAUUUGUUCUCAUGUCCACAUAUUCUAUUAUAUUUGUCCGGAUGCUGAGUCCUCCCUCCUUCCUCUUCACUCCUUUUUAGACUUCCCUGCUCCUUGCUCAGAUAAGCCCCUUGUGACCUCACUCCUGUGACAAUCCCAGGGUUUUCCUCUGCCACAUGGCUACACAGAACUCAGAACACAGUGGUGAGAUGUUGCAGACAGGUACGAGAUCACGUGGUCAGAGAGCAGUGACUGCUGGGAAGUCUGAAGGACAGAGCAUAAACUUGAAGCUGCAGGCGGCCAUCAUCGGCACAGCAAACCCAAGCUGGAGGAGACCCUGCCGAGCCUCUUAUUAAGAGUUGUAAACCCUGAGCAACAGCAUCUGGGACCACAAAACAGUAAACUAAGAUGACAUUCCGACAUAGAUCGUCCUUACAAUAAAUCAGACAAUCGUGGAAGAAGAAAAAGACGCCAUGGGUGACAAAAACAAAUCCAAAUGCAAACGCAGCAAGCUUAUGGGGGAAGAGAGUGACCAGACAGAAGAACAGUGUCAUGACAGGUUUAGAGACUGGGCUGCAGCGUGUGGAAGAGGAGGCAGAUACGGCAGGAAAUCAGUGAAAAACACAACAUUAGUGCUCCAGCAACAAAAGACAAGAUUCCUGUUGCUAAUUGAAACUACCCAAAAUAAAACACCUAAUAUUGAAAACACCUAAAACCAACCUCUGCUUCUUCCCUCCCUCCCUCCCUCCCUCCCUUCCUCUCAUCAACCUCUCUUUCUCCCUCCCUCCCCACCCCUUUUUACCAGUGUUGGGACUUGAAUCUGUCACCCUGAAGGUGCUGGGCCAGCCCUUUCUUACUGAGGUGCACCACCAGCUCCACCAACUCUAUCUUAAGACUCCACCUUGUAAUUCAGAAGUGUUCUAGCAGUGGUCUGGGAUUUUUAUAUCAAUGACCCAGUAUCAAAAAGGCUUUCUUAGAACAUAAAACAAUCAACUGAGGGGGUGGGGGUGCCAGAGAGAUGGUUCAGAGAUUACACUGGCUGUUCUUCUAGAGGACCUGGGUUCGAUCCCUAGCAUCCACACCCAGCCCCAAGGGAUCUGAUGGGCUCUUCUGGCCUCUUCCAUACUCCAUGUGAUGCACAGACA